AUGGGUGACAUGGACGAGGGCCUGCAUUUCUUAAGCAAACAAUAUGAAGCUCAACGCAGCGAAGUUAAAGAAAUAAAAGAAUCUGUGGUCCAGAUCAGGAAAAGAUCAGAGGUCAUACUUAAUGAGAAUAAGACUGUAAUAUCUGAGCUCCAGACAGUGAAAAACAAUUUAUUUGACCUGAAUGAACGACACCUAGAUCUUCAAAUGCGCACAAUGCGGAAUAACCUUAUCUUUGACGGAAUCCCAGAAGCUCAAGAAGAAGAUACAGAGGCAGUUUUGAAAGAAUUUAUUCACAUUGUAAUGGGAAUCGAGGAGGAAAUCCAGUUCCACAGAGUACACAGACUUGGGAGGAAAAUUCCAAAUAAACACCGCCCAAUUAUAGCAAAAAUUGUGUUAUUUAAAGAACGCGAGAGAGUAAGAAGAGAGGCACCCACCACAUUAGUCGGAAAACCAUUUGGGGUCAAUGAACAAUUUCCAAAGGCUAUAAAUGACAGAAGAAAUCUACUUUAA
Molecule: messenger RNA, 510 nt
Organism: Saccostrea cuccullata (small rock oyster)
Lineage: Eukaryota; Metazoa; Mollusca; Bivalvia; Ostreida; Ostreidae
Exons: 1
Coding region: 1-510 (169 amino acids)
Source: RefSeq, a predicted model, not a curated record